Mustela erminea (ermine) is the source of this 516-nucleotide messenger RNA. RefSeq names its product small integral membrane protein 10-like protein 2A. The annotation marks the transcript as partial. Lineage: Eukaryota; Metazoa; Chordata; Mammalia; Carnivora; Mustelidae. The transcript has 2 exons. The record is from RefSeq and is a predicted model, not a curated record.
GCGGACUACCCUCCCGCCGCCCGCCCGCCCCCGACCUCGCCACCGCCUCCCUCGCUCCCUCAGCGCGCCGAGCGCGGCCCAGUGGCCGGGGUGGAGGCCCGGGGGCGACGCGGCGCCGAGAGGGCGGGCGGGCUUCGGAGCUCCGGGCGGUCCGGGUCCGUGGCCGGUCGGUGCGCGGCGAGCGGGCGGCGGGCGCCGGUCUAUAUGGCGGCGGCUCUGUCGGGCCUGGCUGUCCGCCUUUCGCGCUCGGCCGCCGCCCGCUCCUAUGGGGUCUUCUGCAAGGGGCUGACCCGCACCCUGCUCAUCUUUUUCGACCUGGCCUGGCGGCUGCGCAUCAACUUUCCCUACCUCUACAUCGUGGCUUCCAUGAUGCUCAACGUCCGCCUGCAGGUUCAUAUUGAGAUCCACUGAAGGCCUUCCGCUGACUGACAGAGGCGCGUCGUCAGGCUCACCACAUCAGAGAACACACAGCAUGAGGGACACCUGCCUCGGGAAGGUGCAGGCGGCGGGAGAGGA